Messenger RNA from Helianthus annuus (common sunflower), 921 nucleotides. RefSeq lists its product as uncharacterized. The record is from RefSeq and is a predicted model, not a curated record. NCBI's taxonomy places the organism in Eukaryota, Viridiplantae, Streptophyta, Magnoliopsida, Asterales, Asteraceae. Bases 1 to 921 code for a protein of 306 amino acids. The transcript is spliced from 4 exons.
AUGGAGGAAAUGGAUUACGAAGAAGAUAUUCCGGAGCAGCCGCAGCGGAAACGGCGGGCGCGUCCACCGCCAGAUCCUCUAGAGAAUCACCCGUAUUUGGAGUUUCCUCAGGAGUCCGAGGCUGCGCUCCGUUGCGAGAAGCUUCGGAAGAUGCAUAUUGGUGAACAUUUUGCGGUUUCGUGGAAAACCCUCCGGAAGCUUGAGGUUGAAGAUUGGGUGCGUAAGUUUGUUCCCGUUGAUUCACCGUGGGAUCGUCUGUUUGAGCUAUCGUUUACGCCGACCUACAGGGAGAUACUAGUCGAGUUUCUGUCGUCGUUCGAGUUUCAUCCUCGUCGGCCAAAUGAGGUUGUGGACCCCGCGCAGCCCCCUCCCCCGCCCGAGGUUUCUUUUCGCAUGGCUGGCCAGGCGCGCGAAAUGUCACUUGCACAGUUUGCGGUGCAUAGCGGUUUGUAUACGGAGGCUGAGAUUGCUACGGAUCUUUAUACGAAGGGGCUCGUAAUGAUUGAUAAACCCACGCUAUUAGGGUUUUGGGAUCUGAUCGCGGACAUCCGUCAGUGGGACCACUACCAAUCCAAGGGGAGGAGUACGCUGAUUGAGGAUCCGCUCUUCAGGGACCAUUUUUGUAAAAAUAGAAACUUUAGGGAACAAAGUCCGUUUGGGGCUGGGUUUGCAGCCGUAAACCGGCGUUUAAACGGCUGCAAACACAGCCCCAAAGGGCAGCGAUUUCGCAGCCGUUUGGGGCUGCGUUUGCAGCCGUUUAAACGCCCGGUUACGGCUGCAAAUGCCGCCGCAGACGGCAGCGAAAACGCAGCCGUUUGGGGCUGCGUUUGCAGCCGUCUAAACGCCCGUUUACGACUGCAAACGCAGCCGCAAACAGCAGCGAAAUAUCUGCCGUUUGCGGCUGCGUUUGCAGCCGUUUAA